AUGACGCAGAAACAAGUUAGUGAUUUAGAAGAGGAACUAAAGAACACGAAAGCGAGGUUAGAUGAACGGGAUGCUUCAAUCGAGCAGUUUAUGAAAAAGAUUCGGGAUCUGGAAAAUGAACUGGAGAAAACUAGGCAAUCAGAAUCACAAAUGUUGGAAUCAUUGAUGUUUCAAACCCAACAAAUCGAGCAAACUAAAAUGGACUUAGAAGAAUCUAAGCAAGAUGUCAUGGCCCUACAAGAAAAGCUCGAUAACCUUCAAACAGGUGGUAGAAAUGGGUUCGAUCGGAAGGGUGAUAUGGAUUCAUCUUUGAAUACCAAAACCCUGAGAGACGAAAUCACAAUGCUGAGAAAAGAAGUGAAAUCAGCAACAGAAGCUGAGGAGAAAAGCAAGAAAGCUAUGGAUGAUUUAGCAUCGGCUUUAAGCGAAGUAGCGAUGGAAUCCAGUACAGCGAAUGAAAGGCUACGAUUAUCAGAAGAACAAGUAGCCCAUUUGAAAAAGGAAAACGAACGGUUGCGUGAAGAACUUGAGUUACAAACGGAGACAUCCGAACGAUUAAGAGUGGAGUCUGAAGAACAGGUUCUUGCAUGGACCGCGAAAGAAAUGGGAUUUAUAAGUUAUAUAAAGAAAGCCGAUGAAGACAAUGCGUCACUUAAACACGAAAACCAUAAACUAAAUGAAGCUUUAUUGCAACAUGAGAAGAAGGUUUGA
This is a messenger RNA of Helianthus annuus (common sunflower), 711 nucleotides long. RefSeq lists its product as uncharacterized. The coding region runs from base 1 to 711 and encodes 236 amino acids. NCBI's taxonomy places the organism in Eukaryota, Viridiplantae, Streptophyta, Magnoliopsida, Asterales, Asteraceae. The record is from RefSeq and is a predicted model, not a curated record. The transcript has a single exon.